AGCCAAACAGCUUAGUGCUUCUCUCUCUUUCUCACUACACUUCUCCGCCCUCCGCAUUUCAACUCCGAUCCGAGGAACUGGGGGUAACCCUAAAAGAGUUCAAUCCUUCUCUCAACACUCCGUCUUCUUCACCAGGUUCACUUGCACAUCAAAUGUCUUUUGAUCAUUCUAUUAAAGAAAACGGAUGGUUUCUUUCUGGUGACAUCUCUUUCAUGAAUCGGUGUCGCUUGUGGUGUUCUCGACGACGAAUCUUGUUCCGGCAUUGGACUUGAUUCAUCUCCUCUCCUUCAAGUUUUCGUCUUUUACAUUUUUUUUUACUUCCUGUAAGCAAUCAAACAAACAUUGGGAUAGUUUUUGUAACUGAUAUUGAAGGAUUAUUGGAUAUAGACAAUCAUUGGUUACUGUUUUGGGUGGUUUUAAAGAAGCAAUUGUACAUUUAGGUUGAGUUAUUUUGAAGAUAAUUAUUUUACUUGAUGGCGAGAGGAUCUCUCCCGCCAGGAUUCCGUUUUCAUCCUACCGAUGUCGAGCUUCUUUUGUAUUACCUCAGAAGAAAGGUAAGCGGCAAAGCUCUAAGCUUUGAGGUUAUUGCAGAACUUGACGUUUAUAAAUUUGCCCCUUGGGACUUGCCAGACAAAUCAAUCGUGAAAAGCAGAGAUCUUGAAUGGUAUUUUUUUUGCCCUAGAGAUAAGAAAUAUGCAAGUGGAACAAGGAUGAAUCGUGCUACUGAAAAUGGUUACUGGAAAACCACCGGAAGGGAUAGAGAUAUUUGUAACAACUCACGAUGUGUGGGAUGGAAAAAGACUCUGGUUUUUCAUGUAGGAAGGGCACCACGGGGUGAUAGAACAAAUUGGGUAAUGCAUGAGUAUAGGCUUGAUGACAAAAAUCUUGUUGAUGCAGGCAUCUGUCAGGAUGCAUAUGUUCUUUGCAAAUUCUUUGAGAAAAGUGGUGCAGGUCCUAAAAAUGGUGAACAACAUGGUGCACCCUUCAAAGAAGAAGAUUGGGAAGACGACGAGGUAACCAAUGCACCAGAAUAUUUCCAGUCUGUUGUUCCUGUAACUUCACCAGCGAUGCCUUUUAGUGGUCAAAAUAGCACAUGUUGUUCUUCCUCAGUAGCUGUUACGUGUCAAAGCAAUCUAUCUAAUCCUGAAAUUGCGAACUCUCCCUUUCUGGAAGAUGACAUUGAAAGAAUGAUGGAAUUUUUCAAGGAUGACGAUACUCUCCUUAAUGAUGGCACCGGCAACGAUAAGAGGCCAGAUCCUUCGACUUUCGAAGCCACUGUUGAAGCUCCAGUCCUUGGGGAUGGUUUUGAUAUUUACAAUGGGUUGGAGGACCUCAAAAGUUGUACUAGGCAGCAGCUGACUGACAACUUCCUUCUCGUCAACAGUCCUGGUGAUGACUUUUUUCUGAAUCAAACACCAGCAGGAGAUGAUCUGUGCUUUUUGGAGUUGGAUGAUCUUGCACAUCCCUUGAACUUCCCAGAGGGUGUUCCUGGUGCUGAGCGCAGCCAAGUACAAAAUCAUCCUGACCAGUACCGGAGUUGCGAUAACGUGGGUGCACUUUGGAACUUCCCAUCUGCUCCUUCAAAUACACUUCGGAACUUCCCAUCUGCUCCUUCAAAUACUCACCAUACAAAACUGUGAACUGCAGUUGUUGCUACAAUUUUGGCGUUUCAUACCAGGUGAAAAAAGUUGGAUUCUACCCCUGUCCAUCUUCAGCUGCAGAGAACCCAUGCAGUAGGAAGGAGGCAAAGGCAGUGCUGUUUUUUUUCUUUCCCUUUUUCCCCCUAAAAAGAGGAGUACCUCCUCAUUCAUUGGAUAAACUUAAUCCGUUCUUCCCGAAUAUUGGCAAAUGCUGGUGCUAGACACGGUAGUUUAUGGUAUUCUUUAUCUUCUGCAAAUGUUUGCAGGUGCUAGACAUGGUAGUUUAUGAUAUUCUUCAUCUUCUGGUAAUGUUUGGAGAAUUCUCUGCCAACCAAUUUUAAACUAUUCCAAAAUGUAUGGCAUCAUUGAAACUGUUUCUCCUCAAUGUUCUUUGAUUGUUGCAGUGAUAUAAAACAAGAGAACAUCUGUUCUUUCAUUGUC
This is a messenger RNA of Papaver somniferum (opium poppy), 2081 nucleotides long. Its product is annotated as NAC domain-containing protein 82-like. The coding region runs from base 474 to 1640 and encodes 388 amino acids. Gene Ontology annotation, molecular function: DNA binding. The transcript is spliced from 5 exons. Gene Ontology annotation, biological process: regulation of DNA-templated transcription. The record is from RefSeq and is a predicted model, not a curated record. Lineage: Eukaryota; Viridiplantae; Streptophyta; Magnoliopsida; Ranunculales; Papaveraceae.